UAACAGCAACAUUGCAUAAAUCACUGAACAUAUCAAAAGGCGUCAUCUACUCUAACGAAUUGCGAAAUAUCGACGAAAAGGUAAUAGUUGAGGAACUGAAGACCCAAAAGGUUGUAGAAGUAAAAAAAAUUCUGAAAAAACAAAAUGAAAUUCUUGUAGAAACUGGCCUAAUCAUAAUCUCUUUUGAAACACUUACAAUUCCUGAAAAAAUUAUGAUCGGCUACGAGGCUGUACGCGUGAGAAACUACAUCCCGCUGCCAUUACAAUGCAAAAAAUGCUGUCGAUUUGGACACCCUACUACAGUCUGUAAAAGUGACUAUAUUUGCUCAAAUUGCUCCAAUAAAUCACAUUGCGAAGAAAACGAGGUGUGCACCCAAAUUAAAAACUGCAUCAACUGUAAAGACAACCCAGAAUAUAACAGUAAUCACAAUGCACGCGACAAAAAUUGCCCAGUCUUCAAAAAACAACAAGAGAUUACAGCAAUAAAAACAACAGAAAAGGUAGAUCAUAAAACUGCUCUAGGUUUAUACUUCAGCCGUCACAUCUCUGAAAAACCUACUACGUAUGCAAAAAUGCUCACCACAUCUCAGUCACCUAAUAUACUUCCAAAAACACAAUCAUCUACCACAUCAACAGCUCAAAUAAAUUACAAAAAUGCAACAUCACUACAACAGGCAUCCAAUCCGGUAACUUACAGAUAUCUUCUUGACGAUCUAAUGGAUAUUCACUCAGCCGACGACACCAAUGAAGCUUCUUCUAACACUACACUAGAAAUAGAAAACCGUAUGAAAGAUAAGUCUAGCACUCCAAAAACAUACUUAAAGGCAAAUAACAUCAAUUUAACUAAACAAAAAAAUAAUAAGCAAACAA
This is a messenger RNA of Teleopsis dalmanni, 870 nucleotides long. RefSeq lists its product as uncharacterized. The annotation marks the transcript as partial. The record is from RefSeq and is a predicted model, not a curated record. NCBI's taxonomy places the organism in Eukaryota, Metazoa, Arthropoda, Insecta, Diptera, Diopsidae. The transcript is spliced from 2 exons.